GGUGUUCAUUGUAGAUAAACAAGUGUUCAUUGUAUUUCACGAAUAUAUAAAAAUAUAUAGUUGGAUUUAGAAAUGUUUCGUGCUCUUAAUACUGUAAGAAAUUCUGCAAGGAAUCUAGCUCGUCGCUACGGGACUCCGCCACCACCUUGUGAGAAUGAGCCAUGUAAAAUUCCUUUGAAACCCGUUGAAUGUUUUGAUAUGUCCCUUAACGAUAUGCCGAGCCCCAAAGGAUGUUGGCAUAAAAAAAAUAAGGAACUUCAAACGUAUUAUAAUAAAGUUUUCAUCGUUGGUGUUAUUGUGUUGCUGUCUGGAAUAGCAGGGGUGUACGCUAAUGUAGACUUCUACGCUGGAGUUGCUGAUAAACCGGCUCCACGUUCCUAAAAAAGUAUUUUUUACUCCUAAAACCAUAACAACC
This is a messenger RNA of Ctenocephalides felis (cat flea), 415 nucleotides long. RefSeq lists its product as uncharacterized. NCBI's taxonomy places the organism in Eukaryota, Metazoa, Arthropoda, Insecta, Siphonaptera, Pulicidae. The transcript has 3 exons. The record is from RefSeq and is a predicted model, not a curated record. The coding region runs from base 73 to 381 and encodes 102 amino acids.